This is a messenger RNA of Zymoseptoria tritici IPO323, 2785 nucleotides long. It is a transcript of the gene MgBMN1, whose product is annotated as putative beta-mannosidase. NCBI's taxonomy places the organism in Eukaryota, Fungi, Ascomycota, Dothideomycetes, Mycosphaerellales, Mycosphaerellaceae. Gene Ontology annotation, biological process: glycoprotein catabolic process; carbohydrate metabolic process. The transcript has 2 exons. The coding region runs from base 275 to 2785 and encodes 836 amino acids. Gene Ontology annotation, molecular function: beta-mannosidase activity. The record is from RefSeq and is a predicted model, not a curated record.
CCAUCGCAUCGAUGAUUAUUUCGGCAGGCCAUCAACGAUGCCAAUGAAGACUUGCCGGACAUCGGCGAGCGUGCCAUUCUCCGAGUUGCCCGUUUGAUCAAGGAGCACAUGCCGAAUCUCCGGCGUUCAGCUCACAUCUUCCUACAAAGUGUCUGAACAGCGACUACAACAUUCGUAGCACCAAAGCCCAUUAAACGCUUAAGUUUCUCUUCCUCACGCUGACUGCUGGACUGCUUGAGUGACUUCUCGCCAACUUCAAGAUCAGCCGAGAGUCAUGGCACAGCCAAUGCAAGUUGCAACGCUCACCACUGGCUGGUCCUUCAAACAAACAGAUACUGAGGACUGGCUCGACGUCGCAAGAGUGCCCACGAAUGUGCACUUGGACCUGCUAGAUCAGAAGAAAAUUGAAGACCCUUUCCUUGGCUUCAACGAGCUGAAAUGCGAAUGGGUUGGGGAGAAAUCAUGGACGUACAAGGUCUCCCUACCUGAAGUCUCCAAAGCUCAACCAGGCACAAAGCACGUCCUCGCAUUCGAUGGACUUGACACGUUUGCCACCGUCAAACUCGGCGGUAAGACGAUACUGGAGAGCGACAACAUGUGGAUUGUCCACCGGGUAGAUGUGACUGAUGACUUAAAGCCGGACCGAGACAAUGUGCUCGAGAUUGAGUUUAAGUCAGCACUAUUGGAAGCUCGAAAGAUCAAAGAUGCACAUCCCGAGCACAAGUGGGUUGGCUUCAAUGGCGACAUGGCUCGCUUGGCAGUCCGCAAGGCACAGUACCACUGGGGUUGGGAUUGGGGUCCGGUGCUGAUGACCUGCGGUCCAUGGCGACAGGUCCGACUUGAGACGUAUCAAGCCCGAGUUGCAGACUUGCGAGUCGACUAUGAUGUGGACGCAAACUUCAGGAAGGUCAGCGGGUCUAUUACUGCUCACGUUGAGGGUCAUUCCGGACAAGCAGUCAACUUUGAAGCCAAAUUUGGCGGCGAAAUCGUCUUCAUGGGUACUGCAGAAGUGGACGACAAGGGCCAAGCGAAGGUGGAGUUCCACAUCAAAGAGCCCAAGCUGUGGUACCCUCACGGCUACGGAGAGCAGCCACUAUACGACAUCACUGCAACGGUCACAUCUGGCGAGCAUGCCCUGCAUUCUGUUUCCAGGCGCACCGGGUUCCGCAAGGGAGAGCUCAUCCAAGAGCCAGACGAGAUUGGGAAGACGUUCUUCUUCCGAAUCAACGGCAUUGAUGUGUUCUGCGGAGGAUCGGACUGGAUCCCUGCCGAUAGCUUCACACCUCGGGUCAAUGAAGAGAAGUACCGCAAGUGGCUGCAGACGAUGGUCGACGGCUACCAAGUCAUGAUUCGCAUUUGGGGAGGCGGGAUCUGGGAAGAAGACUGCUUCUACGAUAUCGCUGACGAGCUGGGCGUUCUAGUGUGGCAGGACUUCAUGUUUGGCUGUGGCAACUAUCCUACCUUCCCUGAGACACUCAAGUCGAUCGAGGAGGAGUGCGUCUGUCAGACGAAAAGGUUGCGACAUCAUCCCUCCAUUGUCAUCUAUGCCGGCAACAACGAGGACUAUCAAGUGCAGGAGCAGUGCGGUCUGACAUACGAUUAUGAAGACAAGGAUCCUCAGAGUUGGCUGAAGACUGACUUUCCGGCUCGCUACAUCUACGAGAAGUUGUUGCCGGAUGUGGUGGCCGCUCACACACCGCACGUACCGUACCACCCAGGAUCUCCUUGGGGAGAUGGUAAGCCAACGACAGAUACAACGGUCGGAGAUAUGCAUCAAUGGAAUGUAUGGCACGGUACUCAAGAGAAAUACCAGAUCUUUGACACUCUCGGCGGACGAUUCAAUAGCGAGUUCGGCAUGGAAGCAUUUCCGCAUAUCGAGACAAUCAAACACUUCGUCACGGAUCCGACGCAACUGUAUCCGCAGAGCCACAUGAUUGACUUUCACAAUAAGGCCGACGGCCACGAACGAAGAAUCGCAACAUACCUGGUGGAGAACUUCCGGACAGAAACAGAUCUCGAGAAGUUUAUCCAUCUUACUCAGCUGAGCCAAGCUGAAGCCUUGAUGUUUGGCUAUCGAGGCUGGCGGCGGCAAUGGGGACAGAAGAGGUUCUGCGGAGGUGCACUCUUGUGGCAGCUCAAUGACUGCUGGGGUGUAAUUUCCUGGAGUAUUGUGGACUAUUUUCUCCGCAAAAAGCCUGCAUAUUAUGCGGUGCGUCGGGUCCUUGCGCCGAUAGCAGUGGCUGUGAAGAGGGCUCACCACGAUUGGAGUGUCGUGCAUGCGAGACCUGCCAAAAGUCUCGACUACGAGUGCUGGGUAGCCAGCUUCAAGACGACUGAAGUCACUGCCACGGUUGAGCUGCGCUACAUCAGCAUAGCCACUGGAAAGGAGAUCAAAGACAAGGUCGUCAAGAAGGAUAUCAAGAUUGUUGCCAACGGCACUACCGACGUUCUCAAGGGCACGAUCGACAACGUCAACGAGGAAGCACAUGUUCUCGCAGCGAGGAUAUGGGUGAAUGGAGAGAUCGUUUCUCGAGAUGUGGACUGGCCGCAGCCACUGAAGUAUCUCGACCUCAGCGAUCGAGGUGUGGAGGUUCAGUCAGAGGGUAACACCAUCACUCUCAGUGCACAAAAGCCAACGAAAGGUCUCGUCUUUGAGGAGAGGGAAGGGGUCCUCGUGAACGACAGUGCGAUCGAUAUCGUCCCGGGUGACGAACAACUCGUUCAGGUUCGUGGCCUUGGUCCCAAUGAUCCAAGUCUGAGAUGGACUUACCUUGGAAAGCCUUGA